This is a messenger RNA of Penicillium coprophilum, 1656 nucleotides long. RefSeq names its product protein sld2 (gene sld2). The transcript is spliced from 2 exons. NCBI's taxonomy places the organism in Eukaryota, Fungi, Ascomycota, Eurotiomycetes, Eurotiales, Aspergillaceae. Gene Ontology annotation, cellular component: DNA replication preinitiation complex. The coding region runs from base 1 to 1656 and encodes 551 amino acids. Gene Ontology annotation, molecular function: DNA replication origin binding; single-stranded DNA binding. The record is from RefSeq and is a predicted model, not a curated record. Gene Ontology annotation, biological process: DNA replication; mitotic DNA replication preinitiation complex assembly; double-strand break repair via break-induced replication.
AUGGCCGACAACGUUCUGAAUUCCAGUGCUGAAAUUGGCGCCCAAGCUGUCAAUGUGCGUGCAGAAUUGAAAACAUGGGAGAAAGCCUUCGCGUCGGCCAAUGGGGGCCGCAAAGCUGGACGCGAUGACAUCAAACAAAACGCAGAUAUCGCUGCUAAAUACAAGGAAUACAGUCGCCUCAAGGCUCUUGAGGCAUCCCUACGCCGUCGCGAAAAUAGUCGACCAGAGCCCUAUGAUAGUCACUCAAAAAAGCGGAAACAUGCAUCUCCCCCCAGUCAGGAUGGUGCAUUUCUUCAAGUCACACCCCGCAAAUCAUCCAGAGGACUCUUUGCGACGCCAUCCAACAAUCGCACCAAGCAACACCCGGCGCAACUAGAUCCGUAUGACUCGCCGUCGACUCUUCGCAGACUCUUUAGUCCCAGCACACAUCGACAAGGAUUACCAGCACCCUCGCCAUUCAAAGUCGCAAUCGGGCCUACGCCUCAGCGUGACGGAAAGACAUUAGGGCUAUUCGAUAUGCUAUCUGAAUCUGGUGGGAGUAGUGGAACGCCUUCUGCCACAAGGCAAACGAAUAACCUAACAGCCACGUUCCAAACACCAUCCAAACGAAGACCUGUGAACACAAUUCCCGAAGACCCGGAAGAAGAAGCUCAGCAUGAGACCCCCAGACUUGCGCGGACCCCUGCGUCUGAAACCAAGCAGUUCUAUCUUGCAAAUUUAUUCGCAACACCGACGACAAUGCGUUAUGCCGCCAUAGUAGAAGCAGAGGAUAAUGCAGAUGCACAGAAAAAGAAUUCGCUGAACCCUGCGCCUGAAAUAUCACCACAAGAAGCGCAGUCUGGGACACCAUCUUUCCUCCGUCGCUCUAACUCCGGUCGCUAUCCGCCACCUAGCGCAAUGCCUGAUGUUCCAGGACUCAGUCCUAUUGUUUCACGCAAGCCGCAAAGAUUUGCCAGUAAGGGGUUAACGCACUUGGUCCAAGGACUGCGAGACAUGGAGGAGGAUCGCAUGGACGACGACUGGGAUGUGAUGCGCGAGAUGGAGGAAGAGGCGGAAGCGGAAGAAGCCGCCAAGCUCCAAGUUGAGGACAGUCAAGGGCCAGACAUGAACCGAAAAUACAAGAAGAAGGGUCAGAAGCGGACAACCCGAAGGGUGAUCAUGAGGCCAGUGAUUCAUCAACCAAAGCCUAAACCAAACCCAGCUCCUGCGAUGGAGGAGGACUGGGAACACGAGGACGACCUUGUAGCAGUUCCGGAGACGCAGCAACCACCUGCUACCAACGACAGCUGGGAUGAUGUCUCAAGUGAUAUAGAGCGGGCAGACGAGGCUGCUUCACUUCAUUCCAUGUCGGAGCCCGAGCUUGACACUGAGGCUGAGUUUGAUCCGGACUCGGAUGAGGAUCCCGAAUUCGGAGAACAACCAAAGCCCGUGGCUAGACCGAAGAGUUUCUCGGAGAGAAUCAAGGAAGCUGUUUCGUCUGCCUCGAAGCCUGAUGAACAACAACCCCUAGGAAAACCUCCGAAAAAGCCUUCCGAGACUGCUGAAUCAAAGAAACCUCGUGCCCGGAAGAUCAAACCCGAGGCUCAUGCGAAUUAUCGAUCAAUAAGCAUCAACAGAGGUUCCUCGCGGGGUAGAGGCCGUUUUCGCCGGAAGUAA